Hemiscyllium ocellatum (epaulette shark) is the source of this 773-nucleotide messenger RNA. Its product is annotated as protein CEBPZOS-like. Bases 272 to 511 code for a protein of 79 amino acids. NCBI's taxonomy places the organism in Eukaryota, Metazoa, Chordata, Chondrichthyes, Orectolobiformes, Hemiscylliidae. The transcript is spliced from 5 exons. The record is from RefSeq and is a predicted model, not a curated record.
UUGGCCCAUUGAGUCAGCAAUAACCCUACAAAAACAUCCCACCGUAACCUCACAUCCACCAUGGCUAAUCUCCGUAGCCUGCAUGUCAUUGAACUGUGGAAGGAAACCCACACAAAAAGAGGGAGAGCUCGUGCAGAUUCAAUACCGUCAUCCAAGGCUGGAAUCGAACCUGAAUACCUGGCGCUAUGAAGCAGCAGUAUUGACCACUGUGCCACCCAAAUAAUACUACUUUAACAGGAACACCUUAUUUUGAUAACAACCAGCUGACAGAAUGUCACCCAAAACUAUGGAACCAUUCGUGAGACGACUCUUUAGGGGAGUUUUAAUCGUGGAGGUUGCAGGAGUAAUUGGAGCAUACUGGCUGUUUCAUAGGAUGAAUACCAGUCAAGAGUUCAGACAUUCCAUAAACAAAAGAUUUCCUUCUAUUUUGGAAGUUUAUUAUAAAUCCAAUGAGUGGGCAGGAAUUUAUGGAAUCAGAGAACAGGAUCAGGAAACAUGGUCCAACAAGUAACCAGUAAAUACUUUCCUGGCCUUGAAUUUGUUCUUCUGCUUACGUAACGUCCGUGCGUCUUUGCCUCUGAUCCACGCAUCACGUUCGGCUUCCCACUGUAGCUGCUUUAUACCUGGAGAAAUAGCAUGUUGAUAUUCUUCACUGAGCCACCAUGUAAUUUCCAAAUGGAAAAGCUUUGACAAUAGAUAAUUUAAUGGCUAGUAUCUAGCCAAUGGGAGUUAUAUCUUGACUAUUCAAAUAAAGCAUGAAAUCAGAUGUUAAA